Molecule: messenger RNA, 3813 nt
Organism: Sorex araneus (European shrew)
Lineage: Eukaryota; Metazoa; Chordata; Mammalia; Eulipotyphla; Soricidae
Gene: LMX1B
Product: LIM homeobox transcription factor 1 beta
Exons: 8
Coding region: 77-1285 (402 amino acids)
Biological process (GO): neuron differentiation; regulation of transcription by RNA polymerase II
Cellular component (GO): nucleus
Molecular function (GO): RNA polymerase II transcription regulatory region sequence-specific DNA binding; DNA-binding transcription factor activity, RNA polymerase II-specific
Source: RefSeq, a predicted model, not a curated record
CAGCGCAUCCCCGGCGGGCGGGCGGGCGGCGGCCGAGCACCCUGGCCGGCGGGGCCCGCGGCGCGCCCCGCGCCCCAUGGAUAUAGCAACAGGUCCCGAGGCGCUGGAGAGGUGCUUCCCCCGCGCCCAGACGGACUGCGCCAAGAUGCUGGACGGCAUCAAGAUGGAGGAGCACGCCCUGCGCCCCGGGCCCGCCACGCUCGGGGUGCUGCUGGGCUCCGACUGCCCGCAUCCCGCGGUGUGCGAGGGCUGCCAGCGACCCAUCUCCGACCGCUUCCUGAUGCGAGUCAACGAGUCCUCCUGGCACGAGGAGUGUUUGCAGUGCGCGGCGUGUCAGCAAGCCCUCACCACCAGCUGCUACUUCCGGGAUCGGAAACUCUACUGCAAACAAGACUACCAACAGCUGUUCGCGGCCAAAUGCAGCGGCUGCAUGGAGAAGAUCGCGCCCACCGAGUUCGUGAUGCGGGCGCUGGAGUGCGUGUACCACCUGGGCUGCUUCUGCUGCUGCGUGUGCGAGCGGCAGCUGCGCAAGGGCGACGAGUUCGUGCUCAAGGAGGGCCAGCUGCUGUGCAAGGGCGACUACGAGAAGGAGAAGGACCUGCUCAGCUCCGUCAGCCCCGACGAGUCCGACUCGGUAAAGAGCGAGGAUGAGGACGGGGACAUGAAGCCGGCCAAGGGGCAGGGCGGCCAGAGCAAGGGCAGCGGGGACGACGGGAAGGACCCCCGGAGGCCCAAGCGACCCCGGACAAUCCUCACCACGCAGCAGCGGAGAGCAUUCAAGGCCUCUUUCGAAGUCUCCUCCAAGCCCUGCCGGAAGGUCCGAGAGACACUAGCCGCAGAGACGGGGCUCAGCGUCCGUGUGGUCCAGGUCUGGUUCCAGAACCAAAGAGCGAAGAUGAAGAAGUUGGCACGAAGGCACCAGCAGCAGCAGGAGCAGCAGAACUCCCAGCGGCUGGGCCAAGAGGUGCUGUCCAGCCGGAUGGAGGGCAUGAUGGCCUCGUACACGCCGCUCGCGCCCCCGCAGCAGCAGAUCGUGGCCAUGGAGCAGAGCCCGUACGGCAGCAGCGACCCUUUCCAGCAGGGCCUCACGCCGCCCCAAAUGCCAGGUGACCACAUGAACCCCUAUGGGGGCGACUCCAUCUUCCAUGACAUCGACAGUGACACCUCCCUCACCAGCCUCAGCGACUGCUUCCUGGGCUCCUCGGACGUGGGCUCCCUGCAGGCCCGCGUGGGGAACCCCAUCGACCGGCUCUACUCCAUGCAGAGUUCCUACUUCGCCUCCUGAGGGCCGGCCGGGCCGCACGGACGCUGGGGCCGGGGGUGGGGAUGGGGGCGUUCUGGGUGGCGCGGGAAGUGGAGGGGGGCAACCCGCGGCCUCCAGCUCGCCGCCCCGCCCCCCCCACCCCACGCCCGCCGCCCGCACAGACUGCAGACAGCCAUACGGUGCCCUCCCGCUGCGGUGGGUCCACGCUGGCCGGGACCGGGCAGGGGCUUGGCACCCCCCGCCCCCUGGGACCCCGAGUCCUCGGACAGCCACUGGCCCCCGGCCCCGCCUGGGCCUCCAUCACCUCCUUCUCCCGCCCUCUCUCUUUUUUGGGAAGUGUAAAUUCUCUCUAUUUUUUUAAACGCCUUCUCUGUGUCCGGCCCCCUCUCACGGCCUGGGCCCAGGUCACAGCAGGGCCCCUCCCCGCCCCGCCCCCGGGCCUGUCCCCCAGCCCAGGCCCCAAGCCCGGGGCAAGCCUGCGACGGCCCCCUCCCGCUCCAGCCCGGGCCAGCUCAGAAGGGACUCUGGCUCGCCCGCGGGGCACGCCCUCCGCAAGCCCCCAGACACCCGCACUGUGGGCAGCCCUGCCCUGCCCUGACGGACGGGGCUAGUGGGAAGCUCCCGGGGGGCCUGGGCUGAGUGAGGCCCCCCCACCCACUAGGGGGCAGGAUCCGAUGCCCCAGCCGGCAGCCCUCCCCGCCCCGUGUGGAGAGGGACCACGGGAAGCCUCUUCUCACACCCCUCCUGGGCCGGGGAGCCCCUCCUUCCCCAGCACCCCCACCGGUCAGCGGCUCCUUCCUGUCCAUUCGCCUCGGCGGCGGCUGGGCUUUGCAUUUCUCCCGCCCUCCUUCCCACAGCUGUCCCCUGCGCCAGGCUCUGGCUCUUCCCUCUGAGGCUGGGAAGCCAGCAUGGCCCCACUGACAUCAGCCAGCCCCCCCGCCCCCGCCCCCGGGAGCCCGCCCGUCACCUCCCCUGUCUGAGGUCCCCUGCCUCUGUUAAUGUGGCCUGCCAGCCGGCGGGUGCUUCCGGUCACAGCCACAGGAGACCCACCCUGCCCAACUGUGACACAGCCGCCAACUCUCACCUCUCUUCCGCGUGCUGGGGGAGGCGGAAGGGGCCUGGGUGCCAGCGGGGUGGGGGCUAUUUAUUGUUCCGGCCCAGUGAGGCGCCUGCUUUGCGAUCUCGCUUUGUUUCCUUGUCCCUGGCCCCGGGGAGUUCUCUGCACCCAAGUUCCGUGACCGCCGGCGUGGCAGCGGUGGCCUGUGAACCAGGCCCUGCCCCUCCCGGGGGCGCCCUGGCCCCUGCCCCGCCCUCAUGGGGACGCCGCCGUCUGUCUCCCUGCUCUCCUGUGGGGGGCCCACGCGGCCCGCUCAGCCCCGCCGUGCAGGUGCUCACAGGUGCACCCCACCUGGAAGCUGAGCCCAGAGUGACCACCUGCCCUGGCACGGGCUGGAGCUCUGCCCACCUCUGCCCCUCCCUGCCGGGCCCCGCCCCAGCCAGGCGCCUCUUAUCCCCAACAGAACUCCCCAUCUGGGGGCCCCCUCGCUUUUGUGGCUUCUCCCCCUGCCCCCUUGGGCCUCACCAGCCCCUGGAGGGGGGGCCAGCCCCACCCUCUGCCUUUCAGAGCCGGCGGCCACCCCGCCUCGUGCCGGGGCAAGCCUGGCCUGGCGGGGACCCCACGCUGCCCUGCUCGUGUCUCCAGCAGGGACCCUCUCGGUGACCGUGCACGGGGCCCCGCAGGGGGACAGCCGGGCCGCUUGGGGCCUCACCACCUCCUGGGUCACCGCCCCCCCACCCGGCCGGGAGCUGGCAAUGCCGGUACACGGUGGUGAGCCCCCCCGGGCGCUGCUCACUUGACUCUCUGUCCCCGGCCUGGGUAUGGGGACACAGGACAAGGGGCUCCCACUGCCCGCCCUCGCCUCACGGGGGUCCCGUUUCUCAUGCGAGGAAACUGAGGCUUCAAAGGGGUCUGGCCCACCAGCCCUGCUGCACCAAGAGGGCAGGGGGGGGUGUUGGGGACCCACAAGGGAAGGCAGAGGUGGGGCCUGCAGGGAGAAGCCGGCCAAGGAGGGACGCAAGGAGCUGCUGCAGAGUCCCCGAGAGGAGCCGGUGCCAGGCGGGGCGCAGGGGAGGGUUCCCACGUGUAGACCCGUGAGGCCGCGGGCCCCGGCCUGGCCCUCAGCACCAUCCCGGGAGCCCUGGGCAUCUCCCCAGGCCCUCACCCGGACCCAAACCCACACGUGGGCUGGGGGGGCAGGAAGGACCCCCCGCUUGGCCCCGGGGAGACGCUCGGGUGCUGGUGCCCGCCCUUGGCAUGGGGUCCCCGGGCCCGCCGGCCCCGCCUCUGUUUCCUUGUACAGAUGCACUGCCCGCCGCCGUCCCAGACACAUUUUAUUUAAUAAGUUGUCAUUGUUAAAUUAUUUAUUAGCGUUUGCCACAUCCCACCCGCCCCCGUCCUCCACACUCGCCUUCCGCCUCUCCCCACAGAAGCAGAAAGUGGAAGCCACAAAGACAUCGGUAUAUUUGUAAAUAAACCAGCCUGUACCCGC